Camelus dromedarius (Arabian camel) is the source of this 4135-nucleotide messenger RNA. It is a transcript of the gene IL36R, whose product is annotated as interleukin 1 receptor like 2. Gene Ontology annotation, biological process: signal transduction; regulation of inflammatory response. Gene Ontology annotation, molecular function: interleukin-1, type I, activating receptor activity. NCBI's taxonomy places the organism in Eukaryota, Metazoa, Chordata, Mammalia, Artiodactyla, Camelidae. The record is from RefSeq and is a predicted model, not a curated record. The transcript is spliced from 11 exons. The coding region runs from base 300 to 2012 and encodes 570 amino acids.
GGCUCUACAGGAGAGCCUGCGCGCUCCAGUCCGGUCCGGCAGGUCCACACCGCGCUGGGAGCCCGCGUUUGAGCUCGGUGGGUGGGGCACCGACCGCCGGAAAGGUGUGCAGGGGAGGCGGUGGCAAAAAUGUGCGCGAGUCGGGGGCCGGCGAUCGGGACUCCCGCGCGGCCCCCGACCGGCUGGGCGACCUUGGGGGAGCAGACUCCGUCUCUGGGCCAAGGUGUGGAGCCCGCGUCCACCUGUCCGUCCGUCUUCCUCCCUCUUUUCCUGCCGGCUUUUGCCAGCACCAUAGGGGAAUGCUGUCCUUGCUGCUCUGCGUCGUGUCCAUCGCUCUUCCACGUAUUAUCAGAGCAGAUGCUUGCAAGGACGUGAGUGUGCAGGAUGAGAUGGCUUCAGUAGGCCAGCCUACAGCUUUUAAUUGCAUAUACCCUUUGCCAAUGUCUGGGAAAGUGAAUGUGACGUGGUAUAAAUUUCCUAGCAAAAUCCCAAUAUCCAAAAACAUACGGUCUAGGAUUCACCAGGAGCAAAACUGGAUUUUGUUUCUCCCCUUGAAAGGGGAGGACUCUGGGAUCUACGAAUGUGAUAUAAAUGAUACAAACAUCUGUCACAGAAUACAAGUAAACCUAACUGUGUUUAACAAACACUGGUGUGUUUCUGGACACAGUCAACUGAAUGUAUCAGAUGACUUCAAACAGAUCUUAUAUGUUGGAAAAGAUGACAGUCUUAUAUGUCAUCUGAACUUCCCAAACAGUUUUGUUUUGGAUUCAGUGAAGUGGUAUAAGGACUGUAAAGAGAUUGAAGGAGAGAGGUUUAUUUCUCGGGAAAAAAGGCUUUUAGUGAAGAAUGUCUCGGCAGAGGAUGGAGGGAAAUAUGCCUGUCAAGCCAGACUCACGCACGCAGGGAAACAGCACACGGUUUUAAACAGCAUCACGGUGAAUAUUGCAGAAAAAGUGCAAAACGGAGGACGCAUCCCUAAGAUCAUUUAUCCAAAAAACAAUUCAAUUGAAGUGCGACUUGGCUCCGCCCUCAUCGUGGACUGCAAUAUCACAGACACACGGGACAACACAAACGCCCGCUGCUGGAGGGUCAAUGACACCUUGGUCGACCAUUACUACAACGAGUCCAAACGAAUUCAGGAAGGAAUUGAAGACUACACUGUUUUCCAAGAACAUAUUUUUUACACAGUGAACAUAACGUUCUUAGAAGUGAAAAUGGAAGACUACGGCCGCCCCUUCACCUGCCACGCCGGAGUGUCUGCCGCUUACUUCAUAUUAAAGCCCCCAGUUCCAGAUUUCCGAGCUUACCUGAUAGGAGGACUUCUCGCCCUGACAGGCGCGGCAGUGUCUGCCGUGUGUGUCUACAACAUUUUUAAGAUCGACAUCGUACUUUGGUAUCGAAGUGCCUUCCAUUCUCCAGGGACUGUGGAAGAUGGGAAGCUGUAUGAUGCAUACGUCUUAUACCCCAAGCCUCAAAGAGAAAGCCAGAGCCAUGACGUGGACACACUGGUGCUGAAGAUUCUGCCCGAGGUGCUGGAGAGGCAGUGUGGAUACAAGUUGUUUAUAUUUGGCAGGGAUGAAUUUCCUGGACAAGCUGUGGUCAGUGUCAUUGAUGAGAACAUUAAGUUGUGCAGAAGACUGAUUGUCAUCAUAGUUCCUGAAGCCCUGAGCUUUGACCUGCUAAGGAACAUGUCAGAAGAACAGAUCACCGUCUACAAUGCUCUCAUCCAGGACGGGAUAAAGGUCAUCCUGAUUGAGCUGGAGAAGGUCGAGGACUACACAGCCUUGCCGGAGUCAAUUCAGUACAUCAGGCAGAAGCAUGGGGCCGUCCAGUGGAGCGGGGACUUCACAGAGCAGUCCCAGUGUGCCAAGACCAAGUUCUGGAAAAAAGUCAGAUAUCGCAUGCCACCCAGAAGGUGGCCACCCUCUCCUCCAGUCCAGCUGCUGCAGCACACACCCUGUGACCUCACGGCCAGCAGCAGGGAGGCCAGCGUAGGGGUCCUCACCCCAUGACGGAGAGCUGGUGGUCCUGGGGCAGCUCACAGUUAAACCAGGAUGCAUUGCAGGGGCCGUUCGCUCAAAGCUUGCUGUUGUGUACCUGUGAGAAGACCUGUGUCUGUUUGCUCAUUCUGAUCACAGCUGCUUCUUGAGGGCAUCACCUCUUUGCAAGGCCCUCAUGAACUUACUGGCUCUGAACACUCCUGAACACCCACUGAGCAUGGAGGCUUAGCAUUCGAGCCCCCGAGAGCAGGUGGCACUAUCUCUGGCCAUUUGACUGCCCUCCAGGCAGUAAAAUCUGGACCACAGUGAGUGGGUGGUCUCUGGCUUGCGGCUUGGUGAAAAUUUUGGGAAUCCCAUCCAUUCUGAUUUGGGAAUAUUCCCUCCAGAGGGUAAAGAGAGACAGAGAAGCCCCAGUGUCAGGACAGAGGGCAAGACCCUGGGAUGUGUCCUCUCAAAGGGGGCCCGGUGUGCAUGUGAAUUUCAGAAAAAGGAUUCUGCAGGAUUCCUUGGCGACUAACACUUAUAAAUGAAUGACCACAUACACAGGCCCUCAAUGCAGUCCUAAAGUGUGCAUUUCCACUAGUUUGUACACAUUCUUUAAUAUUUUAUCUCAGCAACUGAACGCAUAGCUAAGCUGCUAAAGAUAAAGACGUGUAAAUAAACCUCAGCGAACUAUUUGCCAUUUUGAAAACCCAGCGAUUCCCAUCUCAUUCUCAAUUUUGUUAUUAGUAGUUUCAGCACUUUCAUUUUUAAUUUCCACUAGUUUUUAAUGAAAUAAUAGGGAUGGAAAAAGGUAAAAAUACAAAUGACUGUGUUAACCCGGCUUUGCGGCUGAAAUGCAGGCUGGCAGGUAAGGACUCAAAAUUCUCAUGUCAGCUGGCGAUGGGCUCGUGUCCAAAUCUGCAGAAGAAAGAAGGUGUCGGUGCCGAUGGAAGUGGACAAAGGCAGGUUAUAGGAGAGCUGAAGGUCAUUGCUACUUUGCUCGUGUUUCAGCAGCUUGGCUUAGACAGAAGCCUUGUCCCUAGUCCUUGGGGAUGGCCCCGGAUCUCCAGGACGAAACCGAGGGGGUGGGGAGUGGCUUGGAGGUAAGGGUGAGAGGUGAAUGGUCCGUGAAGGUGAAAUACAGGUGUUGAGUCCUCCUGUUACCUUUUGGCUCACCUUCCUGUGAAGACUGAGCUGGCGACAAAACCCACGUGACGCUGUGAGUCUGUCCGUGAGAAAGUGAAGGCUGAGUCACAGCUAAUGAAGGUUCCGGGGACGGCUGCUCUUUUCCCAAAAGGUCGCCUGAGAUGAAGACAGACCCGUGAACGCACUUGGCGCCCUCCGUGGCAUGCGAGGAGCUGUCUGGCCAACGCGGGGAGUGGGCAGUGGGGGCCUCCAUCCCUCAGCGCCUUCUGCCCCCCACCAGGCCCCCUGCAGAGACUCAGAGGACUUCCUGCCGCACCUCUUUCCUGCAGUUGACCUUUCCUGUAUUUAUAAACUUUCCUCCAGCACACGCUUGUUUGAUUGAUUUAUCCAGGGUUGUGUCUGGAAAUUUAAGUGGAAAAUUCCUCCCUGGUGUCCUUCUGAGAGUAGAGACUGAUCUAUAGCUAAGUCUGCAGCUUCUGGAAUGAGUGAUGGGGGAGUGACCCUGGCUUUCAAAGCUGCAGGACAUUGGACCAGAACUGCUGGAAGCCACACACCCCAGAUGGAAUCUUGUGGGACCCCUGAUGGGUGGAAACUCUAUGUGUAUCCAUCUCCCCUCCCUUCCGAAACCCAGGUAUCUUCUAAGGGAUCCUGCCAUUUGCCUUGAGAAAACUGAACUCUAGUCCUCCGAGAGAGAGAGCAAGAGAUUGAUUCUUUAUAUGGGAAGGGAAAAUUAGACCUUGUGUUACAGGGAAGAACAAAUCUGACUCCAUAUUGGAUCUGUUUCCUUUGCUUUAACCUCUGUAUUCUAUUGUUUUUGCUAUGAAAUGAUGCCUAUAAGCUUAAAUUAUACAUCAUGCUUCACCUCUGGGAACCCCGCCUCCCAGGUAAUGAGCGUUAAGCUAAAUUACCUUUGUUUAGCUCACAGGAAACGUCCUGACCAGGUCCACCUGGGAACGGCUGCAGGAAGGAGGAAAUGAACACAUCCCCUUGGGGGGCUGAUCAGAACC